AUGGCGACGAAUAAUGAUUUUGGAGCUUUCAUUGAGAAACUUACAAUCUCUCCAACGCCUUCUUCCUCGGUUCCUUCUUCUCUACAUGGUCUUACUUUCGCCAUUAAAGACAUCUUUGAUGUGGAAGGGAGAGUAACCGGUUUUGGUAACCCGGAUUGGUUAAGGACACAUACGGCAGCUACUUCAACAGCUCCUGUAGUUUCAUCUCUCUUAGAAGCUGGUGCAACCUCAUUGGGUAUAACCAUAAUGGAUGAAAUGGCAUACAGUAUUAACGGAGAAAAUGCACACUACGGGACUCCGAUAAACCCGAUUGCUUUCGAUAGAGUGCCUGGCGGAUCAUCAAGUGGCUCAGCUGUAGCUGUGGCUGCUGGUCUUGUGGAUUUUUCUAUCGGAACUGAUACCGGAGGAAGUGUACGAGUUCCAGCAUCUUACUGUGGAAUUUUCGGUUUCCGGCCAUCCCACGGAGCUGUUUCCACUACCGGAGUUACUCCAAUGGCUCAGAGUUUCGACACAGUUGGAUGGUUUGCUCGGGAUACAGCUACUUUGAAACGUGUAGGCUGCGUUCUCCUGCAGCAGCCUCACUUGAACCUUACUGAACCAAGUCAAUUGAUUAUCGCGGACGACUGCUUCAAGCUUUGUAGUGUACCAAGUGAUCUGUUGGUGCAGCCUGUGGUUCGAUCCGUGGAAAAAACGUUUGGAGGCACUACUGUAGUAAAGAAUGUGAAUCUUGGAGAAUACAUUGAAGAGAAUGUUCCGAGCCUGAAGCAUUUCAUGACAAGUGACGAUGACAAGUUCUGCAUUCCUUCUCUCAUGGCUUUAUCGAGUUCAAUGCGAUUGUUUCAGAGGUACGAAUUCAAGAUAAACCAUGGUGAAUGGAUCUCGUUCGUGAAGCCAGAGUUUGGUCCUGAGAUUGGUUCACGGAUCGAUGAAGCUAUUAGGACGUCUGACGAGAAAAUCGACCUUUGCCUGUCCGUGAAAUCGGAACUUAUAACAGCUCUUUCAACAUUGCUCGGGGAUAAGGGUGUGUUGGUGAUUCCGACCGUGCCAGGUCCUCCACCGCAUCUCCAAGCUGAUGUAGCUGCACUCGAAACUUUUCGCAGCAGAGCCUUUAGCUUGUUGUCAGUUGCCGGUGUUUCUGGAUUUUGUCAGGUGAGUAUACCAUUAGGGCUACACGAAAAUCUUCCGGUAUCGGUGUCUUUGGUAGCUAAGCAUGGCUUAGACGGUUUUCUUCUCAGUCUUGUGGAUUCACUUUCCGGAUUCAUCUGA
This is a messenger RNA of Arabis nemorensis, 1266 nucleotides long. The record is from the annotation of a GenBank genome assembly. Lineage: Eukaryota; Viridiplantae; Streptophyta; Magnoliopsida; Brassicales; Brassicaceae.